Messenger RNA from Nycticebus coucang (slow loris), 1143 nucleotides. RefSeq names its product golgi associated RAB2 interactor 1B (gene GARIN1B). The transcript has 7 exons. Lineage: Eukaryota; Metazoa; Chordata; Mammalia; Primates; Lorisidae. Bases 1 to 1032 code for a protein of 343 amino acids. The record is from RefSeq and is a predicted model, not a curated record. Gene Ontology annotation, cellular component: nucleus.
AUGUCAUCAGUUCCACCUACAAAGACUUGGUGGAAAUCAAAGAAGACAGUAAAAGUCACAAGAUCCUAUCCAACCUUCCCUUCCCUGACUGCCUGGGAAGAAUUCAGGGGCCUCUUGCCUGUGGAUGGGGAACCGAAUCCUGGAGUGGGCCUAGGUGUGGAGGAGGGACUGCUCUGCCAGAAGCUUCAUUCUCCAGAAUUCAACCUGUUUCCUGACUCAGUGGUGUUUGAAAGCAAUUUUGUCCAGGUCAAAAGGAGCAGGAAUUGGAUAGACAUCUACAAGGCCUCCUACACCAUGGCCCUUGGAGUGACCUCCUCUGUGCCCUGCCUGCCCCUUCCCAACAUCCUCCUCAUGGCCGGUGUCAAAUGGCACCAGGGGCAAAGCCAGUCAUGGAACAGACCAUCUAUUGCCCCAAACAUCAUCCUGAAGAGGAUUCUCCCAUUGAAGUUUGUGGAGCUCCAGGUCUGUGACCGCCUUCAACGCAUCCUGCGGUUGAGGACAGUCACCGAGAAGAUCUAUUACCUAAAGCUCCACCCCAACCAUCCUGAGACUGUCUUCCACUUCUGGACCCGACUGGUUCAAAUUCUGCAGAAAGGUCUGUCCAUCACCACCAAAGACCCUAGUAUUCUUGUCACUCACUGCCUGGUACCCAAGAACUGCUGCAGGCCCUCAGGAGAUGCUAAGUUAGUACAGAAGAAACCCCAAGCUUCCCACCCCAGCGAGAGCCUUAUUCAACUAAUGGCCAAGGGGGAGAGUGAGGCCCUCUCUCAGAUUUUUGCCGACUUACACCAGCAGAACCAGUUCAGUUUCAGGAGCAGCAAAAAGUUGGAGACCAACAAAGACAGCUCAGGUAAAGGAGGGCACAGGGAAGACAGCAUCCCUUGUACCCGAGACCUCUGUUGGAGGGAUUCGUUCAUGUACGGAGAGUGGGAAAGAGAGAACCCCUCUGGGCCGCAGCCCCUCUCACUCCUCAGCACCCUGGCAGCCUCCACCAGGCCGUGGCUGGCCCCACCCAUAGGCAAUUCUAUCUGAGCUACCCUUUUAUGCUGAGGAGAAUGUAUGCAGCCCUCACCAACACCACUCUGCAGCAUUCAGCUCCUGAGGGGCCGUUUGGCUGGAGGGGGGGAGAAAGCUGUAACCAAG